Molecule: messenger RNA, 1239 nt
Organism: Phytophthora sojae
Lineage: Eukaryota; Oomycota; Peronosporomycetes; Peronosporales; Peronosporaceae
Exons: 1
Coding region: 1-1239 (412 amino acids)
Molecular function (GO): protein binding
Source: RefSeq, a predicted model, not a curated record
AUGACGCCGACGGACUUGUCGCCGCUGCCGGGCGUCUCGGCCGCCGUGCACGCCGCCUUCCCGGCGCUCGUGGCCAUCCCGCAGCUCGUGGAGGAGAUCAGCGCCAUGCUGGACUACUCGGCGCUCUGGAGCCUCGAAGACGCGAGCUCCAUCGGCGACUUGCGGCUGGUGAAGCGCGUGGCGGCCCACGACCAGCAGCGCGCAACGGCUGUGGACCCUCCGCCGUCCGAUCUGGCUCGCCGCGCGUCGUUCUCCGCCGCUGUGGCCGAGGCCGCCGAGGAGGGGCAUCUGGCAGUGUUCCAGUGGCUGGUGACGCACUACGUGUCGAACCGUUGGGACGUGACGGACGCCAUGGUGCGCGCGUCGAGACACGGCCACCUGGACGUCUUGCAAUGGGCGCAGAGCCACGAGGAGCUCGCGCGGUUCCAGUGGACGACCAAGAUGAUGGUAGUGGCGGCUAUCGAGGGCCACUUUGACAUUGUGCGCUGGCUGCACGAGCACUCGUCCGCGCCCGGGUCUCCGCACGUGAUGGACUGCGCAGCGGAAGCGAUGGACCUGCCAAUGCUGCAGUGGCUGGCGGUGAACAGAAUGGAAGGCUGCACGCCGUACGCCAUGGACAACGCAGCGCGCAAAGGGAGCCUCGAGAUUGUGCAGUGGCUGCAUACCCAUCGGACGGAAGGAUGCACGACCGGCGCGAUGGACGGAGCCGCCAUGAACGGACACCUCGAAGUGCUCCAGUGGCUACACGCCAACCGCCACGAAGGCUGCACAGCGUCGGCGCUGCACUGCGCCGCGGUCAAUGGGCACGCUGACGUCGUGCGAUGGCUGGACGAGAACGUCGCGGUGGGCAACCGACGCCGCGCCUUCGCGUCUGCAGUGCGCUGGGGCCACCUCGAAGUGGUCAAAGUGCUGGCCAAGUACUGCUCCGUCAACGCCAGCGUGGACACGUCACGAGAGCUCGCGGCUGCUCGUCGACGGGCCGAAGCAGAGCUGCGCGUCUCAGAUACGUCGAGCCUGCUGCGGGCGAGGAGGGAGCGCAUCCUGUACUCGCAGCGGAUACUGGACGGCCCCGCCGAGGAGAACGCCGUGUGGUACGGCCACCUGGAGAUACUGCAGUUCCUCUUCUCGAACGGCAUGGUGUCCAAGCACGGCCGCUCCCGGGCGGAGCUGGCUGCGACCGCGACGGCGCGAGGCCACGCGACUGUGGCGCAGUGGCUUUUAGACUUUACAUCGGCGUAA